Molecule: messenger RNA, 2508 nt
Organism: Lytechinus pictus (painted urchin)
Lineage: Eukaryota; Metazoa; Echinodermata; Echinoidea; Temnopleuroida; Toxopneustidae
Product: mucin-2-like
Exons: 6
Coding region: 211-2073 (620 amino acids)
Cellular component (GO): membrane
Source: RefSeq, a predicted model, not a curated record
ACUUCUUGGAGUGAGAGGAACGAGCUGGCGCCAUUUUUCAUAUUUUACGACAAAGGAUUAUCAUCUCUCACGAGUCAUUAUCCAUUUUUGAUAAAAUAUAUCUUGUGCUUUCAUUCUACAAAUCUGGAGAAUAUUUGAGAUAUUAACUAUUGAAAAUAGCUUAAACUGCAUUUAUUUACAAGUUAGUGAGUCAAACGAGGAAGAAUUACUAUGGAGUUACUCUUUCUGAUAUUAAUUGCUGCGUGUUUAUAUGUAUGUGAAGCUCAGAACUGCACAUUCUCAGAAGACCUCUGUGGAUACACUAACGGCGGGAGCGAUCAACUGCAAUGGCUCAGGACUGAAAACCCAUCAGACCCAGUUCCAUUCUAUCUUUCCGUCGACCUGACCACAUCUGGGCGCAUCUCUCUGGCGACCCUCACCAGUCCCACCAUCAGCAAAGAGCCCGGCCAGCGCUACCUAUUCAGUUUUGAUUACAGAGUCACAGGGGACCACACCCUUCACGUUCGGGCAUCAGGAGCCGGAGGAGGGGGUUGGGAGCAUACCGGUGAUACCGAUGGAUGGGAGAAUGCCGUGCUCGUGUUGGCGCCGCCGAGUGAUAUGUUCAAUAUUCUUAUAGUUGCCAAUAUCGGAGAGCCAACAGCUUUUUCCCGAAUACAAAUUUCCAAUCUCUUCAUAAAUUCGGAUGCCAAUGACAACUGCGACCCAUCGCCGUGCCAGAAUGGAGGGGAAUGCUUUGAUCUUGGAACGGACGCGGUAUGUUUAUGCAUCAAUGGAUUCAGCGGUGAAACUUGCGAGAUUGCACCUUCAACAGCUCCACCACCAACUACUGCACGUGUUAGUACACCGGGAGAGUUCACGACUGCCAUUUUGACGACAGGAGAUGCAACAUUAGCUCCCACCACAUCGGCUACUGAAGAACCGACGACAGUGAGUCCGACUACAGCAAAUCCGGCCACAGAAGAGCUUACAAUUACAGUGGAAGAUACAACUUUCGACCCUACGACAAAUGAGCUGACCACAGUUGAACCCACCACUGUUGUAUCUACGACAGAUGAGAUAACCACAGUGGAUCCUACGACUCUGGGUCCUACAGAAGAAAACCCUUCUACAUCAACCACUGAUAUUGUCAAUCCUACCACCUUAAAUCCGAACACUAUCGGUCCUUCCACAUUCGUACCAACUACUGAACAAACAACUGAGGAUGCAACCACUCUCGAAGCAACCUCCCAGAGCGCCACCACGGCCCAGCUGACGACAGUUAAUAUGCAGUCCACAGAAACUACAAUGGGGACACUCAUGAAUACUGCAACAACCGCUGAAUUAACCUCUCAGAUCACCACUACAGGGAACGCGAUUACGGAUGACGUAUCUACAGUUCAGCUUACAACGAUAACCUCAGAAACUGGUGUUACCACGAGUGGCCAGGAGACGCCCGAAGCUACAGUAACAGGGGAAAUGACUUCUAUUGGUAUUCAGACAACAGAGUAUUUAACAGAAGCAACGGCAACUGCAAACGAUGCAACCGAACCAACCAUCACUACAGAGGAUACAACCGAAGUCACUGGCAAUACAGCAGAAUCUAUUAGUACAGAGGUUCAGCUUACCACUGAAUAUAAAGAACCAACAGAGCAGGUAUUAACCGAGGCGACAACCUCAACAACAGAAGACGUGACGGAUGGCUCCGAAACAUCACAACCACCAACAACUGAUACGACUUCUUCGGGGACAGAAGGGGAAGUGACAGAAGAGGACAUGACAACGGAUUCUUCCACGACAUCUUCCAAUGAGCCAGGCGAUAACAAUACGCUAACGGAUGUCACCACUGGUCUCAUCAUAGGUCUUUCAUUAACCAUGGCACUUCUCCUGGUUCUUCUUGCAUUUACCCUUCUCUACUACUGUACCCAUCGAGAUCGGUAUGGUGUCUCAGAAGAAACGAUGGAAAACGGGAACGCGACACAGAUGAAUGCCAUGAAUCCAGGGACGUCACAGGUUUACGAGAAUCCAUAUGUCACUGCACCUGCACCAAGCUCAGAAAGAUCCACCCAAACGUCUCUUAGUGCAAUUAAUGUUUAGUUGUAGCUUGGACAAUCGUCUGUUAUCCUACCACUAUCAUGAUUAUGUCGUUGAUGAUUAAAUUGGGAAGUAGUGAAAUGCAUACCAUAUUAAAAAAAAUAUAAUUAGCUACGUCUUGAAUCGAUGCCUUUCUUUUUUUUUAUAAUUCAAGAUAUCCAUCAAAUUUUAAACAUGAUAAACUAAUCGCAUCACCGUAUUAGGUAGAUGACAUACAAUGUAUACAAGACAAAAUAUAUAUAAUUUGACUUGAUGAUUUCACUUUUCUGUCAUGGCGAUUGCAUCUUCAACGCAUCCCCAGAAUCAAAUUGGAAAUUACAUGGUACUGUAUAAUUAUAGUGUCAGUUUUCUUUUACCUUCUCAGAAAGACCGUUAAUAAUAAGGGGCUACUCCGGCUAAAAACGAUUACAACUAAUGAACAUAAUUUCAUAUAAAAAG